Messenger RNA from Uranotaenia lowii, 1598 nucleotides. RefSeq lists its product as uncharacterized. Gene Ontology annotation, biological process: proteolysis. The record is from RefSeq and is a predicted model, not a curated record. Gene Ontology annotation, molecular function: serine-type endopeptidase activity. The coding region runs from base 171 to 1424 and encodes 417 amino acids. Lineage: Eukaryota; Metazoa; Arthropoda; Insecta; Diptera; Culicidae. The transcript is spliced from 4 exons.
AUGCCAUCAUCGGCGUCGCAUGGUGGCGCACUUCUAAUGCCGUCAGUUAGUAAUUGAACUCACUUCAAUGGAAGUGUUCUAGUUUCGGAUUUUGCUCGGCGUAAUUGAACCCUACGAAGUCGGCAAGUAUGAAGUGAAUAUAUUUUUUAAGAGGCUGUUGCUUUCGGAAUAUGGAAAUUCUGGCGCUUCUUUUGAUGAUCUGCUGGUUUCGGCAAUCGGACGGUAGAGGACGCGUUGUGCCCUACAAGGCUAUCAUCGAGUACAAAGGAAUUCCGUUCUGUUCCGGGUCUGUGGUCGAGGCACUCUGGAUUCUAACGGCGGCCAAAUGCGUCGAGGAUAAGACAGUGUCCUAUCUGACGGUUCGAUUGCAUUUUAACAACGUCCACGAGCCGGGAGGAACGAUUCACAGCAUCAAAUCGCUACACAUUCACCCGAAGUAUGACCCGUCGACGGCCAAAAGGGGAAUUGCCUUGCUCAGGCUUGGCACUCCGCUGAAACUAUCGGCCCAACUUAGCCUCAUUCCUCUAGUCAAACCGGGCUACGGAAUGGAGGAAGGAACCAGAUGCACCAUUCCAGCCGCCCUGCCUAAUAUGACCGACAUCAAAGCCAAAUUGUGGACCAGGGAAAAGUGUCAAAGCGUGUAUCCGAAUGCGGUGCUGAAUUUGACGGACGAUGCACUGUGUGCAAAAAUUGUGCCACCCAAUAACGGCAGCAGCAGCAGCAGCAACAACAACAAAGUUGUCGUCAGAAGCGUCGGAAAUCGACAGGGGGCCAUUUGUGUCGAUGCAACUAUGAAGCUUCCCCUUUCAACCCAGCAACGGCUCACGCUUGGCAGCCCGCUCGUUUGCGAAGGUAAACAGGUUGGCGUCGUUUCACGGGUCGUCCAAUCACCCGUCUCGAUUGCUGGUUCGGGGUCUGUUGGAACGUCACACGGUUUGCCAAACCAGAGGCAGCAGCAACAGCACGAGAACAAACAUCAUUUCGAGUUCCUCAGCAGCAUCCAGCACACUUCGUUCUCGGGUUGCGAAGAUUCAACGACGAGGAAACCGACGACAAACGGCCACAGCAAAGGGCCCCCGAGAUCCGCCAUCGGAGUGGCCGACUUUUUCACCGACGUGGCAUUCGGCAAUCACUGGAUCAGUUCCCAUCUGACCAACAAAAGGCGGAAGCCGAACCAUCACGUGGAUUAUCAUCGUGGGGGUGGUGCGGAUGGUGGUGGUGGUGGUGGUGGAGUGGGCAGCAGUGGAGGGGGAGCAGGAGGCAAGCGACGAGGGCUGGGCAAACAGCUGAGAGGAUUCCCAUUUCAUCGGAACGGAGCAGGGAGGUCCCAAAAGAGAAGCAGCAGCAGCAGUUCGACUGUGGCUUUGUUGUUGACUGUGCUAAUUGUGGUUGCGGGCAGUCGGUUGAUUUCUAACCACCCAUGAUGAUGGCUUUGAUUCGAUGUGGCCCUUGCCAUGCCAUGUUAGCUUUAGUUAGAUACCCACAGAUGGAGGUAUGUAAGUAGUGGUUGAGUAGUCUAGUCAAGCAUUGUAACAGUGAAGUCAACUGUUAAAUUCGCAUACCACAGUUAAUAAAAAUUGUUGAAUUAUGACUCGUAA